ACAGAUGACAGUUGUGACAGUCCGUGGGAGGUGGCCGGCGCGGCGGGGGGCAGUAACGUCAAGUCGAAUUUCACAAUUAGUACUUGUUUCGUCACAAAUAUUAAUUUACACCCAAAUUUGUGAAGCGUUGAGUGUAUUAGUGGAAUAGUGAGUUUAUAUAACUACCAAGAAACGUUUAGGUGAACGAUUUCAGCCGUCCAAACUCAAGUAAUCCAAGAUGGCGGAGGUGGGGUUCCCCGGGCAGCACACGACGACCACGACCGUCACGUCCAGCACCACGGUGCAGACCAACAUCAGGUUCGACCCGCUCUACGUGCAGACAGCGACGGGCAUACUCAAAGUGGUUCAAGUUGUGUCUAGCCUGCUGGGUUUCAUUAGCGUGCAAGCCGCUCGCUACCAGUACAGAGGAUACGGCUCAUUUUACUCCUGGAUUUCCAUGAUUGCCUUCUGGUUCACCGGCAUUCUGCUCGGGCUAUACCUGUUCCACCUGGUGGAGAAGUUGUACAGGAUCCCGUGGCUGAGGAUGGAGCUCGGGUUCUGCAGCCUGUGGGCCUUCUUCUACCUGCUGGCCUCCAGUCUGCUCGUCUCCGUGUACGACAACGCGGGCUACUCCGCCGCCGCGUUCUUCGGCUACGCAGCGAUGUUCGCGUACGCCAUCGACGCGUUUCUCAAGUUCCGCGCCGUGCGGGCGGGCGGGCUCGCGCAGGGCUCCAGGGUCGUGUCCAAGCAGACCACCUCGGCCGUCGCCGUCACCACGCCGCCCAGGGAAGGGUAUUAAACUA
This is a messenger RNA of Cydia amplana, 782 nucleotides long. Its product is annotated as plasmolipin-like. Gene Ontology annotation, cellular component: membrane. Bases 218 to 778 code for a protein of 186 amino acids. The transcript has 5 exons. NCBI's taxonomy places the organism in Eukaryota, Metazoa, Arthropoda, Insecta, Lepidoptera, Tortricidae. The record is from RefSeq and is a predicted model, not a curated record.